Messenger RNA from Cotesia congregata, 2322 nucleotides. Lineage: Eukaryota; Metazoa; Arthropoda; Insecta; Hymenoptera; Braconidae. The record is from the annotation of a GenBank genome assembly.
AUGGGUGAAAUUGUAGAUCUUCAAAGCAUAGAAAAUGAUGAUUUUCUGAAGCAAUUUUUAGAUCCAAAAAAUUCAGUUAGUGAUGCUAGAAAAUUAUUAACUGUUGCGCAACAAUUAAAUAAAUUUGGCAAAGCUUUAGAAAUACUAGAUGCAGAAUUACAUCAAUUAGUUCUUACAAAUCAUGAAGAUUUAUUAUCUCAAGUAACAUGGGUUGAAAAAAUAGAAGGUGUUCUUUCAUUGAUGCAAACUCACGUUCAAAGUUUACUGUCAUCAGUUGAAAGAUUGAGAGCUAAAAUAGUUGAGCCAUUUAACAAAUUAGAAUCGCAAACAACAGUAUUAAAAAGGCUCCAUGAGGCAUCGAAUCUUCUGAGAAAAGUUGGCAGAGUUCAACAUUUACUUCAUUCACAGAAAUUAGAGUCUCAAAUAAGUAAUGCAACACAAAGCUCUGAAAUAAUAAAAGCUGCUAAAAGUAUCAAUGAACUCGAGCAGUUGAUGUUUGAUGAUGAUUUAGUUGGAUUAAAUUUAAUAGCCAAUGAUCAACAAGCUGUAAAGGCUCACAAACUAACGGUUAAAAAAAUCGCAACCAUUACAUUGUCACAGGGAUUAGAAGCUUCAGACAAUGUCAAAGUUAGCACAGCACUUCAAGUAUUUGAAAAUUUAGGAAUUUUGUCCAAAGCCAUUGAGAAGACAGAAAAAUUAGCAUUAUCAGAAAUAGAAAAAGUUGCUCGAGAAGCUUUAGAUGUUUCAUUACCAACGAACCAAGAUUUAGGGAAACGAACUGGACCAGGUAGAGCAGCAUUACCAUCUCCAGGCUCAUCUGGAAAUCUUCGUGUACGUCUUUGGGAAAAUUUAGAUCGUUUACUUCAAGAUACGUUGUACACACAUUGCGUACAAAUUGAAUUUCUUGAAAGAAUAUUAUUAGAGCAUUUUACUAAAGAAUUCGAAGGUUUAUCCCAAUCAUUUUGGAAUAAAAUAAUAAAUUUAUUGGCAAAAAUAUUUAUUGAACGUUCUCAGGCAUCUUCUUUUAUAAAACAAGCAUUAGAAGGAGAAUAUCCAAAAUUUUUACGUGUAUUUUUGGACUUGAGAAAACGUUUAAAAGAAAAAUCACAAUUAAUUGGCACCUAUACAAUAAGUAAAGAUAUUUUGUUGGCAUUUGAAAAUGCAUAUUUGUCACGUUCUAUUUCACGAUUGUUGGAUCCAGUUCAUACUAUGUUUUCGGGUGAUGCUGCACCGAGUCAAGACGAAAUUGAUAGUUUAAUAAGAACUGUUACCAGUGAAUUAAGUGUAUCAUUAGUUGAUGAAAAUCUUUCAACAGUUGUUGCACGUAAUGUGGGAAAAUCUAUUAGAUUAUUUUGCUUGAAAUGUGAGCAAGGUUUAAUAACUAGCGGUGAAGCUAGUCAAGUUAUCGACACACCUACAUCUGGACAGUUGACUAAUAUUACAUUUGCUAAUUUAUUAUAUUAUCUUGCUAUGCAAAUGAACCGUGUUGUCGGUAAUUUAGCGGGUAGUUUACCACAAGAAGGUGCUGCUAUUAUUGCUACUGCUCUUGAGGAUACGAAUAAACUGACAAAAAAUAUACUUUCUCCACUUAUAGCUUCUAUUACUGAUGCUAUCGAAAGCAUUAUUUUGACAAUGCAUGAUGAUCCGGAAUUUCGAGAUCCAAGUAGUAUUCAGAAUCGUGAAAUUGGAUGUUCACUUUACAUAAAAGAACUACAAGGAUUCAUCAUGCGAACUGUUAGUACGUUCCUUGCACCUUAUAAAAAUCAAACGGUUGUAAUAGAAUGUUGUAAUUCUGUUGCAUCGAGAUGUAUAGAAUUUUUUGUUCGUCAUGCUUGUUUGAUACGACCUCUUAGCGAGUAUGGCAAAGCUAAAUUGAUCAAUGAUUUUUCUCAGGUCUCAAUUGAAUCUUUUAUGGAGGUUGCCGUAGCUCCACUAUGUCGAGGAGGUCAAUUAGGAAUGUUGGAACAGCAGCAAUACCGUACAUUGAGAGCGCUUAAAUCUCUGAUUGCACUAGGACCGGCAAAAAUGGUUGAGAAAGUAUUGGAGAUGAAAGGGGAAGGUAGUGUGCCACCUUCGCUUGUUCUUCUUCAUCUUUUUUCCGGUGCUCCACCCGAGUUACAAUCUCCACAUCAAAGCGCUGGAUGGUCAAUAAGUCGGUUGUCUCAAUGGUUGGACAAUAAUCCAAGUGAAAAAGAUCGGUUAACAUUAUGUUCCGGGACUUUACAACGCUAUGAAUUAACGAUAAGACAACGUAAUCUUCCGUCGUUUCAUCCACUAUUUCCUUUAAUGAUGAAGCUUGUAAGCUUAAGUGACAAUAAAUGA